AUGAGCGCGACGGGCGCGGCCAGCGAGCACCCCGAUGCUCGCGUGGAUCCCAGCCCACGCCGCCGGCUCUUCAAAUUUCGCAUUACCAAGCUCGGCGAUGAAGUGCUUUCAGUGCGAAAGAAUAGCACGAGCUCACGCCGUCAGAGCUCCGCCAGCAGCGCCAUAUCCUCGCAGUCGCUGGCCCUCAACGCCGAAGAAGCCACCGGGCCGUCUCCACCACCGGGGGGAAGCUCGCCGCAAACGUCCAAAAAACGGCACAGUCUUGUUGAUGUUUUCCGACGCAAGAGUCGCCCGUCGCUUCCCGUCAUUGAGGCAAAGCUGGAAGCUGCCGACUCGGACCGCGUCUGUGCUUCCCCGGACGCAAAUGCUUCACCCUCGCCUUCCCCCGCACAGCAACCAGACUCUCAUUCUACCUCGCCGAACCUCAAUCCCACCAUGACCACGGAAACACAGCCAACUGAUGGAAAUGAUGCUUCACCCGGAGCUUCAAUGGCAACGAGCACCUCACCUGCAGAUCUCGACCCCGCCGGCGACCCAUCCAAGUCACCUUUUCUUCGCCGAGCCGUGUCUGGUCAAUUGACAGCCGCACAACGCGCCUCGAUUCGCUCGUUACGCAUGUCCAAGCGAGCUUCGCGCCCCUCACUUCACCAGGCUGGCUUUGUUCCGGUGGCUGGCCCUUGCAUGCGACGUGAUGAUUCUUCCACCACAGUGGCCUCGGGUACAGCUGUGUUUCGCAUCACCGAUCUCGACAUUGGCAGAGAGUUGGGCCAGGGCUUCUACGGUCGCGUUUUGCUUUGUCGACACAAAUUCACUAACGAGGAAUACGUUCUCAAAGAACUGACGCGCUCGGAUCCCGAGGCUCAGGCCAAAUUUGUCCAGGAAAUGUCCCUGCUCAAAAGCCUGUCGCACCCCAACUUGGUCAAGUUCAUUGGCCUCUUUUAUCGAGAAGAACGCUUGCACCUUGUGAUGGAAUUUGUGGACAAUGGUACUCUCAAAACACUCUUGGAAACUUCCAAAACUCCUCUCUCUUGGGGUCUACGCACCGAAAUGGCUAAUGACAUUGCCAGUGGCAUGGCCUGUCUCCACGAGAGAUCCAUCAUCCAUCGUGACCUGAAGACCGAAAACUGCUUGGUGCGCUCCAAUAUGAGCGUUGUUGUCGCGGACUUUGGCUUGGCUCGAGCGCACGCCGCUUUGGCUCGGGUCUCGGGCUCGGUUAAGGUGGCUAGCAUGGGAGGGCAUCGUGUGCCACAUGUCUUGCUUUGCUCACCCCCAACGAGCAGGUUCUUUGGCAAAGAAUACAACGAGACAGUGGAUGUGUUUUCUUUCGAUCCAGACGAAGUUCGCACGAUGCAGUUUGGCCUUGAUGAGACCAAAAUUCGUGCCUUGAUUGAGCCUGGGUGUCCAGAAGAUUUGGUGCGCCUGAUGAUGCGUUGCGCGUGCUUGGAACCGGAGCAACGACCCAGCUUUGAUGCCGUCGACGCUGAACUUUUCCUGCUAGACCUCAAGUUUGCGACGAGUACAUCAAUCAGCAGCCCCAAGGCUGCGUUGCUACCUGCAUCCUCCCCAAAGCCUGACAGCCACUCCAAUCAGGAUGAUGAACCGGGCAAUGAUGACGGUGAUGGCGAUGCUGGCGAAGGCAAGGGCAACGACAAAACAGCAGGCGCCGCCGGAAAGCAGCCAAAGUCCAUCAUCACUGUUUGUUAA
Molecule: messenger RNA, 1704 nt
Organism: Monosiga brevicollis MX1
Lineage: Eukaryota; Choanoflagellata; Craspedida; Salpingoecidae
Product: kinase domain-containing protein
Exons: 13
Coding region: 1-1704 (567 amino acids)
Biological process (GO): protein phosphorylation; actin cytoskeleton organization
Cellular component (GO): cytoplasm; nucleus
Molecular function (GO): protein serine/threonine kinase activity; ATP binding
Source: RefSeq, a predicted model, not a curated record